Messenger RNA from Notothenia coriiceps (black rockcod), 1695 nucleotides. Its product is annotated as interleukin-17 receptor A. The coding region runs from base 215 to 1675 and encodes 486 amino acids. The transcript is spliced from 10 exons. NCBI's taxonomy places the organism in Eukaryota, Metazoa, Chordata, Actinopteri, Perciformes, Nototheniidae. Gene Ontology annotation, molecular function: interleukin-17 receptor activity. The record is from RefSeq and is a predicted model, not a curated record.
CACCAGAGUGAUCCACGUUCCUUUUUUCUGCUUUUGUUUGACUGCUGGACUCACGGUGUCCUCUUCCAUCAGGAUCCUGGACAAGCGUCAAGACUGCAAUCAACUGGGUCUUAAGAACUGCCAAAUUAAAAACUGCCCAGACGAGCGCAUUGUCAAACCUCGACAACAUGCUCCUAACGGCCCAGAAGUGGGUCCCCAUCAUUUGGGUGUCUGGAUGGACGAACACGGACCUGUUUCUGUUGUAAAUUUGUCAUGGACAAUAAAGUCAGAUGGAAAUGUAAAAGUCCUUCGGGGAUCACAGAUAGAUUUUCUGGAUGAAAGUACAGAUCAAAGUUUGUGUGUGCAGUUUGUUUUCAACCUCAGCAAACAGCAAAAUCCAGACCUUAGUAAGUGGACAUUUUCCUUGGAUGGAGUCGUGGUAGAGCCUCACCAUUCAUAUAGAGUGUCAAUUCUUAAUCUGCCAGAGCCUGAUGAUGAACCCGAGAGGCUUAGAAUGAACAUUACCAUCCCAGGAUGUGAUGACACGAGAAUCCAAGAGGCCCAAAUGUGUCUGGAAAAUGGUAGUCUUUGGGAUCCUCACAUUAAUCAUUCGGUGGAUCUCAAUAAAGGGCUUGGAAAGUUUUCCAUCGAUGUGCUUUUUGAAGCAGCACAACAUUCAGAGAGAUACCAAGUGUCCAUCCACAGUAAAGGUUUCAAUUCAUCAAAGAGUGUCUCAAAGGAAAACAAAACAUCCCUGACUGUGACAUUUGAGUUUGGGUGGGGGCAGCUUCCACAGUGUAAAAUGGAGUUAUUGAUUCAGCCGUUUUUUGUUCGAUGCAAGAAUGACUGUUGGCGUCCCAAGAAAGAUAUAGAUUUAUGCAAGUAUCCUGUGAACUCAUCUUUAUCUGCUGCCAAACAACAACCAGAAGGUUUUCAAGUUCGAGAGAGAAGAAGAGUCCUCGUCAUUUACUCCCUCGACCACCCUUUAUACAAAAACAUUGUCCUCAAGCUUACUGCAUUUCUGUCAACCAAAUGUGGUACUGAAGUGUUCCUGGAUCUGCUGGACUCCACAAGGCUGGGAGUGUUGGGAAGCAUUCAGUGGCUGGACUGGCACAGGGAACAAAUUGAAAGCUCUAAAGAUAAGAUACUAAUCCUGUGCUCAAGAGGAGUUAAAGCCAAAUGGAAAGCCAUGUGUGGAGACAAACGGGUAUUUCUGAGAGAGGACGCCCGAUCACCUAUGGGUGACAUGCUCAGUCCAGCCCUCAGCCUCAUGGUACCCCAUUUUAUCAGAUCUGCGUCAUUUGAAAAAUACAUAGUGGCUUACUUUGAUGAUGUUUGUUCUGAAGAUGAUGUUCCUUCACCGUUCAACAUUACAUUGAGAUACAAGCUGAUGAAACAGUUUGAGGAGCUCUUUUUCAGGAUCCUGGACACUGAGAAGCACGAGCCCGGCAUAGUGAAUCACAUUGAUGGGCUUUCAGAGGAAAAGUACCACCAGUGUGCCUCCGGUAGAGCCCUGAGGGACGCCAUAGAGGCUUUUCAUGCAUACCAGCUGGAGCAUCCCCAGUGGUUUGAAGAGGAACUACUGGAGAGCUCAAAGACCUCUUCUGAAAUCUGUGAUGAUGAAAAAUCAACCAUAAACCUCAUUACAUAUCGUGAACCUGACUCAGCUCAAGUCACCAGUCAUUUAAAUACAUAAGAAACUGAUUUCACUGUCAA